Messenger RNA from Microthlaspi erraticum, 4533 nucleotides. The record is from the annotation of a GenBank genome assembly. Lineage: Eukaryota; Viridiplantae; Streptophyta; Magnoliopsida; Brassicales; Brassicaceae.
AUGGAUCCUUCGAGAAGGCAACCCAAGGACUCACGUUACGCAAAUCUCUUCGAUCUCGAGCCAUUGAUGAACUUCAGAAUUCCGAGAGCUGAAGAUGAAUAUGAUUAUUAUGAGAGUAGUAGCGAGGAUGAAACUAGAAGCAAUCAAGGUGGGGUAGUGGCAAACUAUAGCAAUGGGCGUAAAUCGGGAACGAACUUGAGCAUCAAGAAGAGAAAGCGGUGGACAGAAGCUGAUGAUGAUGCAGAGGAUGAUGAUGAUGAUGAACCCUACAAUCAUCAUGUUACUGAGGAGCACUACCGAUCAAUGCUUGGGGAGCAUGUACAAAAGUUCAAAAGCAGGUCCAAGGAGUCUCAGCCUAAUCACACACAUUUGAUGGGUGUUCCGAUGCCAAAGAGCAAUGUGGGCAGUUACAGAGGUAGGAAACUAGGGAACGAUCACCAUGGGAGAUUCUAUGACAUGGACACCUCUGAUGCAAUCCCACAGAGGCGAGGAAGCCAUCGAGAUUCAGAUAUUACCCCCAAAAUUGCAUAUGAACCUUCAUAUUUGGAUAUUGGUGACGGCGUUGUCUACAGAAUCCCCCCAAGUUAUGACAAGCUGGUGGCAUCAUUAAACUUACCAAGCUUUUCAGAUAUUCAUGUGGAAGAAUUUUACUUGAAAGGAACUCUGGAUUUGAGAUCAUUAGCAGAACUGAUGGCUACCAGUAAAAGGUCUGGAGCAAGAAGCCAUAGUGGAAUGGGUGAGCCUCGAGCUCAGUAUGAAUCACUUCAAGCUAGAGUGAAGGCCUUGUCCGCUUCAAAUUCCAUCCCAAAUUUCAGCCUCAAGGUGUCUGAAGCUGCAAUGAAUUCUGUCAUUCCAGAAGGAGCUGCUGGAACUACUGCACGGACAAUUCUGUCAGAGGGUGGUGUUUUACAGGUUCAUUACGUGAAGGUUCUGGAGAAAGGGGAUACAUAUGAGAUUGUUAGACGAAGUCUACCAAAGAAGCAGAAGGUGAAGCAUGAUCCUGCAGUUAUUGAAAAGACAGAAAGGGACAAAAUUAGAAAAGCCUGGAUCAACAUUGUCAGAAGAGAAAUACCAAAACACCAUAGAAUCUUCACUACUUUUCAUCGGAAACAAUCAAUUGAUGCCAAGAGGUUUGCAGAUUGUUGCCAGAGAGAGGUGAGAACUAAGGUGGCCAGAUCACACAAAUUGCCAAAGAGUGCACCAAUUCGCACCAGGAAAAUAUCCAGAGACAUGUUGCUGUUCUGGAAGCGAUAUGACAAGCAGAUGGCAGAAGAAAGGAAAAAACAGGAAAAGGAAGCUGCAGAGGCAUUGAAACGUGAACAGGAGCUUCGAGAGGCAAAGAGGCAGCAGCAGAGGCUCAAUUUUCUAAUCAAACAGACUGAACUUUACAGUCACUUCAUGCAAAAUAAGGCCGAUUCAAAGCCUUCAGAAGCCUUCCCAAUAGGAGAUGAAAAUCCAGUUGACGAAGAGCUCCCAGAACCUUCAGCGGCAGAACCUUCUGAGGUGGAGGAUCCUGAAGAUGCUGAAGUAAGGGAACAGGCCCUGAAAGCUGCCCAAGAGGCGGUGUCUAAGCAGAAAAAAAUAACAGAUGCAUUCGACACUGAAUAUAUAAAGCUACGGCAAACUUCUGAGAUGGAAGGUCCUUCAAAUGAGAUACCAGUUUGUGGCUCGAGCAAUAUAGAUUUGCAUAACCCAUCCACAAUGCCUGUUACAUCAACAGUUCAGACUCCAGAGUUAUUUAAAGGAACCCUCAAAGAAUACCAAAUGAAAGGCCUUCAGUGGCUAGUCAAUUGUUAUGAGCAGGGUUUGAAUGGCAUACUUGCUGAUGAAAUGGGCUUGGGUAAGACUAUUCAAGCUAUGGCAUUCUUGGCACAUUUGGCUGAGGAAAAGAACAUUUGGGGUCCAUUUCUGGUGGUUGCCCCUGCUUCUGUUCUGAACAACUGGGCUGAUGAAAUCAGUCGUUUCUGUCCUGACUUGAAGACUCUUCCAUAUUGGGGAGGAAUACAAGAGCGGACAAUUUUAAGAAAGAAUAUCAAUCCCAAGCGUAUGUACCGAAGGGAUGCUGGUUUUCAUAUUUUAAUUACCAGCUAUCAGCUACUAGUAACCGAUGAAAAGUAUUUUCGCCGGGUUAAGUGGCAAUAUAUGGUUCUAGAUGAGGCCCAAGCAAUUAAAAGUGCCUCCAGUAUAAGAUGGAAGACCCUUCUAAGUUUCAACUGUCGGAACCGAUUGCUUCUGACUGGUACUCCAAUUCAGAAUAACAUGGCAGAGUUAUGGGCCCUAUUGCACUUCAUCAUGCCAAUGUUGUUUGACAGCCAUGACCAAUUUAAUGAGUGGUUCUCAAAAGGAAUUGAGAAUCAUGCUGAACAUGGAGGCACUUUAAACGAGCACCAGCUUAACAGACUGCAUGCAAUAUUAAAGCCAUUCAUGCUCCGACGGGUCAAAAAGGAUGUGGUUUCUGAGCUAACUACAAAGACGGAAGUUACAGUACAUUGCAAGCUCAGUUCUCGACAACAAGCGUUUUAUCAGGCUAUUAAGAACAAAAUUUCUCUGACUGAGUUGUUUGAUAGCAACCGUGGGCAUCUUAAUGAAAAGAAAAUAUUGAAUUUAAUGAAUAUCGUCAUUCAACUUAGGAAGGUUUGCAACCAUCCAGAGUUGUUCGAAAGGAAUGAAGGGAGCUCUUAUCUCUACUUUGGAGUGAUUUCUAAUUCUCUUUUGCCCCCUCCCUUUGGUGAGCUAGAGGAUGUACAUUAUUCUGGUGGUCAAAAUCCGAUAACAUACGAGAUACCUAAACUCCUACAGAAGGAGGUGCUCCAAAAUUCUGAAACAUUCUGCUCUUCCAUCGGGCGGGGCAUAUCAAGAGAAUCCUUUCUGAAGCAUUUCAAUAUAUAUUCACCCGAGUAUAUUCUUAGGUCAAUAUUCCCAUCUGAUAGUCGGGUAGAUCAAGCGGUUAGUAGAAGUGGAGCAUUUGGCUUUUCGCACUUGAUGGAUUUAUCACCAUCAGAAGCUGGAUAUCUGGCUUUGUGUUCCAUCAUGGAAAGGCUAUUAUUCUCUAUGCUGAAAUGGGAACGGCAAUUCUUGGAUGAGAUAUUAGUAGACAUGGAAGUCAUGGAUGAUGAACUUGGUGGAGACAACAUCAAUAGAGUGCAAACCAGGGCUGUCACAAGAAUGUUGCUGAUGCCAUCAAAAGUUGAAACGAAUUUGCUGAAAGGGAGAUUAGGCGCAGGUCCUACCCAUCACUCAUUGGAAUCUCUAGUGAUCUCUCAUCAGGAUAGGCUUCUUUCAAAUAUCAAACUCCUACAUUCUACGUAUACUUUUAUCCCAAAAGCCAGGGCUCCUCCGGUAAGCGUUCACUGCUCGGACAGAAAUUCUGCCUACAGAAUUACAGAGGAUUUACAUCAACCAUGGCUUAAGAGACUAUUAAUCGGUUUUGCACGGACGUCAGAAGCUAAUGGACCCAUGAAGCCAAACGGCCUUCCACAUCCGUUAAUCGAAGAAAUUGAUUCAGAACUUCCAGUUGUGCAACCUGCGCUUCAACUGACUCACAGGAUAUUUGGUUCUUGCCCUCCAAUGCAAAGUUUUGAUCCAGCAAAGUUACUCACGGCCUCUGGAAAGCUGCAGACACUUGAUAUAUUAUUGAAGCGACUUCGAGCUGGAAAUCAUAGAGUGCUCCUGUUUGCACAAAUGACAAAGAUGCUGAAUAUUCUCGAGGAUUAUAUGAACUAUAGAAAGUACAAGUACCUCAGACUUGAUGGAUCCUCCACCAUCAUGGAUCGGAGAGAUAUGGUUAGGGAUUUUCAGCAUAGGAGCGAUAUUUUUGUAUUCUUGCUGAGCACCAGAGCUGGAGGACUUGGGAUCAACUUGACGGCUGCGGACACUGUCAUAUUCUAUGAAAGUGAUUGGAAUCCUACCUUGGAUUUGCAAGCUAUGGACAGAGCUCAUCGUCUUGGUCAGACAAAAGAUGUUACUGUGUAUCGGCUCAUAUGCAAGGAGACUGUGGAAGAGAAAAUCUUGCACAGGGCAAGUCAGAAAAAUACAGUCCAGCAGCUUGUUAUGACCGGAGGAACUGUUCAGGGUGAUGAUGUUUUUGGAACUGCGGAUGUUGUAUCGUUGCUUAUGGAUGAUGCAGAGGCAGCACAACUGGAGCAGAAAUUCAGAGAACUACCAUUACAGGUGAAGGACAGGCAGAAGAAGAAACAGCCAACGAAAUGUAUAAGAAUAGAUGAUGAAGGAGAUGCGACUUUGGAAGAGUUGGAAGAAGCUGGACGACAGGAUAACGGAGAGGAACCUUGCCAAGAAGCGGAGAAGACAAAACCCAGUAACAAAAAGAGGAAAGCUGCUUCAACUCCGAAACCUAGAGGCUCGCAGAAAGCAAAAGAAGAAGUGAAUGGUGAAGGAGAUGCUCCUCUUCAGCCUCAGAGAACAAAAAGGGUAAAGAGACAAACAAAGAGCAUAAACGAGAGUCUUGAACCUGCUGUCUUCUCUGCAUCAAAUGGAGAUUUCGAUCCAAGUAGCUCCAAUGCAGCAGACAGUUAA